Messenger RNA from Antrostomus carolinensis (chuck-will's-widow), 471 nucleotides. It is a transcript of the gene GRAP, whose product is annotated as GRB2 related adaptor protein. The annotation marks the transcript as partial. Lineage: Eukaryota; Metazoa; Chordata; Aves; Caprimulgiformes; Caprimulgidae. The transcript is spliced from 4 exons. Gene Ontology annotation, molecular function: protein binding. The record is from RefSeq and is a predicted model, not a curated record.
GCCAUGGAGUCGGUGGCUCUGUACAGCUUCCAGGCGACGGAGAAGGACGAGUUGCCCUUUCAGAAAGGGGACACCCUGAAGAUCCUCAACAUGGAAGAUGACCAGAACUGGUACAAGGCUGAGCUGUAUGGAUGUGAGGGCUUUGUCCCUAAAAACUACAUCAAGGUCAAGCCACACCCGUGGUACGUGGGCAGGAUCUCCCGGCAGCUGGCAGAGGAGCAGCUCCUCAAGCGCAAGCACCUGGGAGCCUUCCUGAUCCGCGACAGCGAGAGUGCUCCGGGGGAAUUCUCCAUCUCCGUCAACUACGGGCAGCACGUCCAGCACUUCAAGGUGCUCAGGGAGAGGAACGGCAAAUAUUACCUCUGGGAGGAAAAGUUCAACUCCCUCAACGAGCUGGUGGAUUUCUACAGGACAACCACCAUCGCCAAAAAGCAGCAGAUCUUCCUCCGGGAUGAGGACCAGACCCAGGAG